This is a messenger RNA of Fusarium redolens, 1506 nucleotides long. RefSeq lists its product as uncharacterized. Bases 1 to 1506 code for a protein of 501 amino acids. The record is from RefSeq and is a predicted model, not a curated record. The transcript has 4 exons. NCBI's taxonomy places the organism in Eukaryota, Fungi, Ascomycota, Sordariomycetes, Hypocreales, Nectriaceae.
AUGUCGCCAGAUACUGUAUCGUCGCUGUUCCCAGACCGACCGAUUCGGCCGUUACCGAAACGUCGACUGCGCGAGAAGCUCUCACCUGGGACCGUAGAGACGAUAACGUAUCCUCCUUCAACUGACGAAACUACGCCUCUCUUUUAUUACCCACCAUACAACUUCAGGGAAGACGGGAGCCCACCAAGGGCAUGUUCUACAAGCCCAGCCCAACAAAGUCGACGAGCGGAGGAGGGGCGCAACUAUACCCCUCGACGAAAUGGGUUGGGGCUGGCAGAUGGCGAUGAUGAUGAGCCGGCUUUGCGAAGCACUCUCGUUACUAGAUCACCCCCCGAGAUCUUGACUCGUGGUACUCAACGAUCUUCAAAGCCCGAUAUCCCUAAUCCGCAACCGCCGCUCUCCGCAACGUCCUCUGUGGAUGGUUAUGAUGUAUUUGAGAACACAAACAACAAGAAGAAGCGGAAAAUUCCUUCUAUGGGGGACCCUUUGAUUAAUGGGACUCAGGGCUUGAAUAAUGAGGUAGGCUCUCUUGCCAUUUCAGCUGGUGCAGGACAUUCUCCUACCAAUGAAUCACACAACGACCGAGCGCUCUCCCAUUCAGCUUCACAUCCAACCACCGGCACUUUUUCAUCCAAUAGCCAGGGAAUCUCAGGACCUGGAAGGGGCAGACUUGGGCGUUCAAGGAACGGCAGAAGCCCGCUGCGGGCGUUGUCUGAUGGCAACAGUAAUGCGUGGGCUGGACGAGGCUCAAAAGUCACAGCAUCUCAGUGGGCUCCGGGCGUUCCGGCUGCUGACACAAACUCAGAGCAAGAGGGCAGUGGUAUAAUAUCAAAUGCCAUCGCAAACGCCGAGAAACUUCGACCUCAGGGACAGGAGAACCGUCGACCCAAUUUACUUUCACCUGUGAUUUCCAAGUUCCUGGCACUAUUCAGUGGCCCGCCGCCAGGUCACGCGAGUAAGCACAGCAUGUCGACUCAGGCUGGUCCUGGCUCCCUACCACCUGGCAGUGUUGCUCAUCAUGAUGGGUCUUCCGUUGCAGCUAGUCGAGGCUCCGGAAGUUCUCGUCGAGACAGCAAACGACGUUUAGACAGAUCACUGGAAAGGGCUGCACGGCGUCGUCGUCAAGAGGCGCGACACGAUCCCGCCAAGACAGCUAACGGGUGGAUAUGCGAAUUCUGCGAGUACGAGAUGAUAUUUGGAGUACCACCCAGAGCAUUGAUCCGACAGUAUGAGAUGAAGGACCGCAGACGCCGACAGGAAGAAGCUGAUCGCAAACGACUCCUCGAAAAGGCUAAGGAGAAAAGCAGGAAGGGCAGAAAGGGCGGUAAAAAGUCUGCGUCUCGGGGAGAGAACGCUACCGCCCAAACCCCGCCUCAGGAGCGUGGCACAUCUAUGGGCAUGAACCACAACCAUUCAAAUCAGUCAGGAGAGGACGAGAACCAUUUCCCGAAUUCAGCAGGAGAUCGCACUGGGCCAGACAUACCGACUGAGGUCCAGUCAUCAUAG